AAUGGGACAGGGGUACCCCUGAACAGCCCUGCUGCAUGGGACAGAUCAUACGACAAUGCAGGGCAGCCUGUAGCCUACAUGCCUGGGACCUGGAAGUAGGUGGAGAAACAGCGAAUGGCAAUCUGAAUUCUACAGACCACGGGGAGCGACCUGACGACUAUGUGGUGACAGACUUGCAUAAAAGAGAAUCGGAUAGUUCUCUUGAAGGAAUACAGGACGGACAAAAUGAGAUCAGCGAUGACCUGGGAAGUGACGACCUCUCGCGGCAAAAGAAGUGCCGUUCCGACCAAGGGUGCACGAAACCCCGGCGAGCAAGGACUGCCUUCACCUAUGAACAACUAGUAGCACUGGAAAACAAAUUCCGCACUACAAGGUAUUUGUCGGUGUGCGAGAGACUCAAUCUCGCCCUUUCUCUCAGUCUCACGGAAACCCAAGUCAAAAUUUGGUUUCAAAAUAGAAGAACUAAAUGGAAAAAGCAAAACCCGGGAGCCGAGAGCACAUUACAGACCGGACCGAACUCUCUGCUUAGAGGCAGUACCAGCCCAGGGCCCGGUGGGGCAGGUGCAUUAAAUUACCAGACUUUUCCCACGUUCACUUCUGGAAAUAUGGUGUUUCACUCAGCUGGUGCUGUUCCUCUGUCAUCCACUGGGGGGCUCUUGAAUCCACUCCUGCACAAUGGCUACCUUCAGACGGCGUUCUACUCUCCGCAUUUAUGA
Messenger RNA from Conger conger (European conger), 716 nucleotides. RefSeq names its product NK1 transcription factor-related protein 2-like. Gene Ontology annotation, molecular function: DNA-binding transcription factor activity, RNA polymerase II-specific; RNA polymerase II cis-regulatory region sequence-specific DNA binding. NCBI's taxonomy places the organism in Eukaryota, Metazoa, Chordata, Actinopteri, Anguilliformes, Congridae. Gene Ontology annotation, cellular component: nucleus. The transcript has 2 exons. The record is from RefSeq and is a predicted model, not a curated record. Gene Ontology annotation, biological process: cell differentiation; regulation of transcription by RNA polymerase II. Bases 36 to 716 code for a protein of 226 amino acids.